This is a messenger RNA of Striga asiatica, 567 nucleotides long. The record is from the annotation of a GenBank genome assembly. Lineage: Eukaryota; Viridiplantae; Streptophyta; Magnoliopsida; Lamiales; Orobanchaceae.
AUGCGUACUUGUGAAGAUAGCUCAAAUUUACAAGAAUACCAGUUUCCGGCCGGCAUACCUUUGGCUGCCGCCUCCAUAGCUCCGGCCGCUAUCGCUGCUAAUUCGACUGCUCUCACUAUCACUGGAGCCAGUAAAUUUCUUCUUCCACCAAUCCCUCUCAGGCUUGGGCGACAUCGAAUUACUGCUAUCCCCAAUCCUCUUAACCUUCCUCGACUGCAAAUUAAACGGGAAACCCAUUUUCAGAAACAAGCCCCUGUCCUCAAAACCUCUGUGGCGCUUCACCUUCUUCACAAAAACGGCCCGAUUUUUAGCCCUAUUUUGCAGAUGAGGGCCUUCAACAUCAUCAAUUUCCAUUUUCUGUCGGUGAUGCUCGACCAGAUCUUCUCGUACGAUGACUCGGGCAUGUCUUUCAGCAUCUCCAUAAGCUCCCUUUGGCCGCUGGCGAUGGAUUUUCUUCUCGAAUUUGGGGAUAGGCAGAGGAGGGGUGAGACGGGCUCGGGCUGUUUUUCCAUAGCGGCGGCGAACAGACGCCGGAGUCGUCAAGUUCUUGGUGGUUGUUUGGCCUGA